AUGGAUCAUCCCCGUAAGUUCGAGCACGAGGACUCCAACUACCAGACACUGAGAGUUGAUGCUUCCUUGGAAGAAGCCAAAGCCAAACCACCUGUGAUCAAUAUCCGGGGAGGAGGCGACGGUGGUGAUCAAAUCUGGUCCAAACUGGAUUUAGGAGUCGCUGCAGGAGAAAGCAGCGAUUUUGGUUUUCUAGGUGUGGGAGUACCGGGUACCAAGAAUGACGAGGACAACAAGGGCUAUGGUGGCCAGGACCAGGACCAGCCAACCCUCGAGGCUUCAGCCGGGAUGCCUCAACUCCAGGAUGAUAAUGAUCUCAGUGAGAUCUGCAGCGCCUUCAGUGGGCUGCAACUUAGGGAGCUGGAGCGUAUCUUCCAGCGUACACAGUUCCCCAACGUGUUUGUGCGAAAGGAGCUCGGAGUACCAGUGAAUGUUGAAGCGGAAGCUGAGCCUGGUGAACCUGAAGAUGAAGUAUCUGAGUAG
Molecule: messenger RNA, 480 nt
Organism: Phodopus roborovskii (desert hamster)
Lineage: Eukaryota; Metazoa; Chordata; Mammalia; Rodentia; Cricetidae
Product: rhox homeobox family member 2
Exons: 3
Coding region: 1-480 (159 amino acids)
Molecular function (GO): DNA binding
Source: RefSeq, a predicted model, not a curated record